Etheostoma cragini (Arkansas darter) is the source of this 4047-nucleotide messenger RNA. RefSeq names its product chondroitin sulfate N-acetylgalactosaminyltransferase 1a (gene csgalnact1a). The transcript is spliced from 8 exons. The record is from RefSeq and is a predicted model, not a curated record. The coding region runs from base 683 to 2437 and encodes 584 amino acids. Lineage: Eukaryota; Metazoa; Chordata; Actinopteri; Perciformes; Percidae. Gene Ontology annotation, molecular function: glucuronosyl-N-acetylgalactosaminyl-proteoglycan 4-beta-N-acetylgalactosaminyltransferase activity. Gene Ontology annotation, cellular component: Golgi cisterna membrane.
UGAAAGCCGCACCCCUCAUGUUCCAGCGUUCGUCUGCCUCUCUUCGGCAGGCUUCACGCUAUUUGGCGGUCCGAGCGCUCACACCCGCUCAUGCAUUCGCAUGUGGUGGUUGCAGAGCGGUGGAGGGCUGCAGGGACGGGACCGCAGCACUGGGACAAAAACAAAGCCUCCAUGCAGGAUAGACUGAACCAACGACUGCUGGAACUAGACGAAAACAACAUGGGGAAACCAACGCCAACCACAGAGGAUAUGCUUUUUCAUUAAACAUAGCAUUUUUUCCCUGUGCGUCACACUGCCUCAUCCGGGCUGAUAAAAGGACGUUAUAAACUGACUGAAGGAGUCAGCAAACAGAUGAGUCACCAAUGAGUGAUAGCUGAUGUAACAUCGUUUGGGCCUGAAUCUUCUUGCUGACCAUGGAGCUAAUUGGAGCAACAGAAAGGAAAAAUGUUUUUUUCCUCAUAUGUUCACCCUGCCAAUGACAAAACAAAUUACAAUCUCAGGCAGUGGAAAGGCAAUGACCUAAUUUAGAUGAAAUGACCUCAUAUUGAUAAGUAGCUGCCCUACUCACUAAGUGAUGGAACAUAAUCACAAAUGGACUCUUAUCAUCGAGGCUGGAGUGUGUGAAGUCACAUGAUAGUUCAGGGUGUGUGUGUGUAUGUUUAAUGCAGAGGAGUGAGUUUUAAUGCUACAUACAGCAAUGUUGCGGCGUGGACUCCUAGCCUGGGUCUCCCGUGUUGGAGGCGUUCUGGUGCUUCUCUGCUGCUCCCUGUCGCUCCUCUAUGUGAUGACCUGCAGCCCCCCACACUCUGAUGGCCCUCCACUGAGCCAUGCUCUCCCCCGGCCUGGACCCAACCACCCCGGCCUAGGGGGCACUGGGCCGGGGAUUGGAGCAGGCGUAGGUGGGACGGGGGAAAGUGGUGGACAGACUCAAUCUUAUCAGGUACUCCUCCAAGAGCGUGAGGAGCAGCAUCGCCUCCACAUCUCCUCCUUGAAGAAGCAGAUAGCUCAGCUCAAGGAGGCUUUGCAGGAGCGUAGCCAGCAGUUGAAAGGAGUGCAAGAGACCCUGAAGAGAGCUGCUGGGGGCCCAGCAGAGGGACAGGAAGCCGGGGCUGUGUCCCAGGGAGGCGGACUUGGGGAGGCUCAGGGACCCAAGAGUCAGCAGGCGGACCUCCAGGAGUUCCUGCGCAGCCAGCUCUCAAAGGCUGAGGUGACCGCAGGCACUAGGCUGCCCAGCGAGUAUGCGGUAGUGCCCUUUGAGAGUUUCACCCUGCAGAGAGUGUACCAGCUGGAGAUGGGGCUGACACGUCACCCUGAGGAGAAGCCUGUGAGAAAGGACAAGAGAGAGGCUUUGGGGGAGGUGCUGGAGAUGGCCCUGCACAGCCUCAACACACCAUCAUCCCAGCAAGACAGCAGAGCCGCAGCGGAAAAAACUCAAACAGGCAAAGUGUACACAGCAUCUGACUUCAUAGAAGGUAUCACUCGCACAGAGAAGGACAAAGGGACGCUGUAUGAGCUGAGCUUCAGAGGGGAGUCCAGUAAUGAAUUCAGACGUCUGGUCCUCUUCCGUCCCUUUGGACCACUGAUGAAGGUGAAAAAUGAUAGGGUGGACACAGCCAAUGUCCCGAUAAACAUCAUCGUCCCGCUGUCCAGACGCAUAGACAAGUUCAAACACUUCAUGCACAACUUCAGGGAAGUCUGUGUGCGUCAGGACGGCAGGGUCCAUCUGACGGUGGUGUAUUUUGGGAAAGAGCAGAUGAGCGAAGUCCGCAGCACUCUGGAGAACACAUCCAGGGAAGUACACUUUAAGAACUACACUCUGCUGCAGCUGGACGAGGAGUUCUCUCGGGGACGGGGUCUAGAUGUCGGGGCCCGAGCCUGGAAGGGAGGCAAUGUACUGCUUUUCUUCUGCGACGUGGACAUCUACUUCACCGCUGACUUCCUCAACACCUGCCGACUCAACACGCAGCCCGGUAAAAAGGUGUUCUACCCGGUGUUAUUCAGCCAGUACAACCCAACUCUGAUCUAUGGAAGUCCUGAACACGUCCCACCCGUGGAGCAACAGCUGGUGAUCAAGAAAGACACAGGGUUUUGGAGGGAUUUCGGUUUUGGUAUGACCUGCCAAUACAGGUCCGACUUCAUCAACAUAGGAGGUUUUGACAUCGACAUCAAAGGCUGGGGCGGGGAAGAUGUCCACCUGUACAGGAAGUACCUGCAUAGCAACCUCCUCGUGGUCCGAGCACCGUCACGAGGCUUGUUUCACCUGUGGCACGAGAAACACUGCGCUGAUGAGCUCCCUCCAGACCAGUACCGCAUGUGCAUGCAGUCUAAGGCCAUGAACGAGGCCUCGCACGGCCAGCUGGGGAUGCUGUUCUUCAGGCACGAAAUCGAAGCUCAUCUCCACAAACAGAAACGACAGCAAAACCCCAAGAAGACAUGAAUACUUAAAUGUGGUUGGAUUAUAAUCAAUCAGACCGCAAGCUCUUGAAAUAACGCCGAUAAGUUCAACUUUAAAGGAAUAGUUCAACAUUUUGGACAGUAUGCUAAUUUGUUGUCUUGCAGAGAGUUAGAGAAGAGUAUAGAUAUCCCUCUCAAAUGUGAGGUUGGUAUUCUCUGUAUUGGCUUCUCAUCUAACUCUUAGCAAGAAAGCAAAUAGGUGUGUUCCCAAAGAGGCAACCUACUCCUUUAAUAAAAAAAUCUUAAAAAGUGAACUUUUUUUUUAAAGAUAUAUAUACUUAUAGAGGAUAGGGGAGAGAGAGGGGAAUGGCAUUCAGCAAAGGGCCGAAGGAGAGAUUCUAAUGCUGUGGCAUGAAGUGAGCCUUUGUACACGAGGCGCACGCUCAAUCGGCUGUCCAUCCCGAGACUUUUUACUUUUCAAGGACUCUGAGCAAUGUGUUGCUCUGAAAAGGACAACAAAAAAUGAGGACGAAUUCAAACUGGCUUGAAGAACUCAUCGCCACAACCGGACAUGUUCGACAGACUGUCUGAAACCAUCUGUAAUUUAACAUCCUUUUUGAAUUUCCUCUGUAACUGCAGGAAGGUCUUUUAGAAGGAAAACACAGCACUUAUGUUUGAGCUACAAAGGGUUUCUGAACUUUGUGCCUUCUGCAAGUUAAACCUGAACAAUGUCUUUUCAGGAAGCCAAGGAAAAAUUUAACCCACAGGUUUUUAUUUGUAGGGAAACAGAGCCACCUGGUGGAAUGAAAGUGAACAACAUGUUGGCGCAGAAACCAUGAAGGACUCUUUUAAAGCCUGGAAUGGCGUUGUUUUUUAAAUAAAUUAUUAAUUUCUUUAUUUAUGUUUGUUAUCAAUUCUUAAAUGCCAUCAUGUAUAAGGAUUACAAUUUCUUAUCUGUUAUUGCCUGGACAGUAUUCUGUGUGGGUCCAUUCAGUUCUAUGACGAACUGUGCUGAGUAUUGUAGGUUUUUGUCAGUAAAACGCCCGUUUUUUUCAAUAAGCAUCCUAAAUAUAAGAUUUAUGUUGGCUAUUUAUGCCCAACAUAUUAAAUAAUAAAUCCAUAAAUAUAAAUACAUAUAUUUUAUAUUAUAAUAUAAUGUUUAUUUAAAAUGAAAUGUUUAAAGAUAAAACAUAGUGUUGACAAAUUUUAGUUUUUUGUCAUAUAACUGAUUUGUCGACACCUAAGGGAUAUUUGAGGAAAUAAUGGUUACUGCCCUGACGUUGACGAUGGCUUAACAAGUCAGAAUGAGACUUAUUGAUUCUAAUAUUUUUGUCAAUCAAAUAACAUUACAUUUAUUACUGAGCAGUCACAGAAACUGGAGAUGUUAGAUUUAGAGCUAUAACUGCCUCGAUUGUUCCUUUAUGUUUGUUUUAAUAUAGUCUCCAAUAUUGCUCCAGCACUUCAAUUAAAACGAGCUGUACUUUUAGUGGAUGACCAUAGAUGUGAAAAGAGGCACUUUUUGAAUCAUGUUGUUAUUGUUUGCUAUUAAAACAUUCCUUGUGAGAAUAUACAUUAAAUAUCCUUGAAAUGUACAUUUCAAGUUAUUUUUUCACUUCAUGUAAAUGAGUUGAAUAAAACCUAUUUCUGCAUUGA